GUGCGUUUAGUCUCAGUGAAAACAUCUGAGUUAUAUUUGUACCGCAUUCUAUAAAAUUUCCAAAGAAAAUUCAGUGAAAAUGUGGUUGCGUCGACGUUUAUUGCCACCAAAAUCGUAUAUUCGAUUGUUUUCAUCCCAAGCUGAAGCCAGUGUGAAAUUGGACAAUUUUCGUACGCUGGAAUCAAAUCCAACCAAUCACACUGAAGCUCACCUCAAUCGUUUUUAUACAAUCGAUCCAAUUUUGCGAAAAACCACUCUCUACAAAAAAUCAAUGCCAAAACAAUUCUUCGAAGGUAUCAAACCCUUUGCAGAGAUGUGUUUAAUGGUUCGUGAGCCAGCUGUCGAAGUGAUUGGAUAUUUAAAUAAAACUGACUACAAAAGGCCCGUCAAUCGCUUUGUAUUCUACGGUGAACUCGGUUGUGGUAAAUCAUUGCAAUUGCUUCAUUUAAUUCACUAUGGACAAGUGAAUGAUUUUAUAAUUGUGCAUGUACCGUGGGUUCCGUAUUGGUAUAAAGUGCCGAAAGAAAGAUCCAAUUCGGAAACAAGGGACGGUUUUCUAGAUGUUAACAUCGAUGCUGCCGAAUGGUUGUUACAUUUUAAAACUCAAAAUGCCGCUUUAUUACAAAAAUUGGAUUUGAAAUGUUCAAAAGAGUAUGUAUGGUCAGAACAUGAGACAACGCCAGCUGGUGCAACGCUUUUGGAAUUGAUCGAACAUGGAAUAAGUCGUAUUAGAUUCGCAACAGACACCAUUAACGUGCUUGUGGAAGAAUUGAAACAACAAUCAACCGCUGGAAAUUGCCGAACCAUGGUUGCAAUUGACGGAUUCAAUGCAUUUUUCCAUCCAAAAACCCUAAUAAAAUUUGAUAACAGAGUUAAAGCAACACCAGAAAAUAUUACAAUCACCCAGCCAUUUUUGAGCUUAGCACAAUCGGACUGGAGCGGCGGAGUGUGUUUGUUAGUUGCUGAUAAAUGGGCUCUCACUAAAGAACGAAUGGAAUCAGAUUUUCCGAAAUACUUGUUGCAUCGCAAAGGCUUUGAAUUUCUUGAUCCAUUCGUACCGAUACACGUCGAUUUGUACAAUGAUCAAGAAUUCGACAGCGUAAUUAGCUAUUAUUUAGAUCGAAAGUGGAUUCAAAACUACACACCAGGCAUGGAAAAAGAACUCAAAUUCAUUUCCGGUGGAAACGGUUAUAAGCUAAGAGGAAUCACAGCACCGUUGUAAACAAAAUACUUUAAAUUUAUACCAAUCCAAUUUUUAUUUUAUUUUUAUUAGAAUUAUUUACAUUGGAAAACUAGCUUACAAUAAAAAUAUGAA
Contarinia nasturtii (swede midge) is the source of this 1315-nucleotide messenger RNA. RefSeq names its product 28S ribosomal protein S29, mitochondrial (gene mRpS29). NCBI's taxonomy places the organism in Eukaryota, Metazoa, Arthropoda, Insecta, Diptera, Cecidomyiidae. Gene Ontology annotation, cellular component: mitochondrial small ribosomal subunit; mitochondrial ribosome. The record is from RefSeq and is a predicted model, not a curated record. Bases 80 to 1222 code for a protein of 380 amino acids. Gene Ontology annotation, biological process: apoptotic process. Gene Ontology annotation, molecular function: structural constituent of ribosome. The transcript has a single exon.